UGACAGACGGUUUUAUUUUGAAAAUUGAAUAUCCAAGCGUUCAAUUUCGGUGUUGUAUUCGUAGUGUUCGAAUUUUAUAGAAAUUAGAACUGAAUAUGGGUGAACAAGUGGAAGAUAAAAGUGGUGAAGUAAAUAUGAGUAACCGAGAAAUGGUUUUUGACAAUCUAACUAUAUUGAAGGAACUUGAUAAUAUUGCAAAUCUUGUGAAAUGUGAAGACUUUCUUGAAACUGUACCUAAAGCCAAACUGAGACGAGUAAAAUGGGUACCAAUGUUCAACUGUUUGAAGCAAGGUAUUUUCGAUGAAAUGGUUCAAGAGUUAAGUUCAAUGUGGACAUAUGAAAACAUGGCGCUAAAACAACAAAUACUUGAAAAACAAAAGGAAAAAUUUGAGACAAAUGCUGGUAAAAUCCAAUGGAGGCCACAGCUUGGUGAUGUUAAAGCACAACUAAAAGCCAGUGAUGUUGCGAAUUUGCGUAAACAGAAAGUUCUACUGGAAUCAUUGGCUAAGGAAUAUGAGAGCAGAGUUAACAGACUGAAAAAUACCCUCUCUGCAAAAAGAGGAUAUUUGAAAGUUUUACAAAUGGAUAUCCAAAAAUACCAAAAGAAAAAUGAAGAUUUUGUAUCCCAAAUCAAUGGAAAACUUGAGAAUCAUGAGCACCUAGUAUCAACUAUUGUGCCGCCCAGAAUAGAUGUUGAGGAAAUUAAAUGGAAUGAGACAGAUUUGGAAAUUGAUGAAUAAAAUUUAGAACAAUUAUUGAAUAAAAUUUAUAUUUCAGAAAAUUGUACACACUUGAGAAAAAGUACAACAAAAAGAAUAACUCAAUUUUAGAUAUCAGUAAAAUACUAGUGUAGAUGUAAAUAGAGAAUAAAUAAAGUGUAAUUUAAAGUGAUACUGACAGUAGUAAAUCACUAAAUCUAAUAUUGCUGCAUACAAUUAUCUAAUUUAUACAAUUAAAAUUGAAGAAAGAUCAAGUUUAGUUCUAUGUAAUUGAAAAAAUAGUUGUUUACAAUACAUAAUUAAAUCACAAGAAUAUGAUAUAAGUAAUUAUUUUGUUUAGCAUUAAUGACAAAAAAUAGAAGAUAAAAACAUUCAUUUUUCUGUAAAUGCAUACCCAAACGAAAAUAAAACAAAAAUAAUUCUCUUACAUUAAAUAGUAAUAUUUAUUCAAUGAAAAUUAUUUGACAUUUAUUUGUUAACAUAGCUAAAAAAAUUAAAAUUGUACAAUGCAAAACUUGCAUAUUUUAUAUAAUAAUUUAUAAUAAUAGCAAUUGCACUAUUGUUGCGAGGACUACACUGCUUCUAACGCCUUUUUAAAUUAUCAUUCCAUUCAGACUUCUAGAAUUAAUGUGAAGAAAAAGCCUCAAUAUGGAGAUCAUGCCAAUCUUCUGGUGGUGUAUUUAAUACUGAGUGCAUAAUUAUUUUAAUUUCACUGGGGAAUCCACUCCCAAGUUAACUGGAUUAAUGAUUAUUAGAACCAAAAUAAACACUAAAUAUUUUACAUCUAGGUGAAAGUAAUAAUAAUCAUGUCUUAGGCCACUCCACAAAAGAAUUAAAUUCAUAAAGGUUGAAAGAAAUAAAAUCUAAUCAUCAUCAAGUUUUUGACGAUUAUUUCAAUUUUGAAAACAAUCUCGACAUAGGUACUAAUUCAAAAUAAACUUCAAUAACCAAUUACUGUCACUUAUACCGACCUAUACAUACUUAACAUUUAUAGGCACAUUAGUUACAGAAUAAAGCGAAUGUGCUUCCGAUCCACUACAACUAAAUAAAUAGUAGUAUGAAAACGUAUCGACGCUCUGUGUCCAAUGCCCGCAUCUCUGCUUGCCACCUCAAACUCUUCAAAAUAACAAAACAAUUUGACUACAACUUCAACAGGUCACAAUAACGUAACAGGGUCAAUCCGUACUAAAGGCUGCGUUGGUUAUUAUAU
Molecule: messenger RNA, 1929 nt
Organism: Pectinophora gossypiella (pink bollworm)
Lineage: Eukaryota; Metazoa; Arthropoda; Insecta; Lepidoptera; Gelechiidae
Exons: 3
Coding region: 96-740 (214 amino acids)
Source: RefSeq, a predicted model, not a curated record